Molecule: messenger RNA, 2163 nt
Organism: Somion occarium
Lineage: Eukaryota; Fungi; Basidiomycota; Agaricomycetes; Polyporales; Cerrenaceae
Source: the annotation of a GenBank genome assembly
AGUACUUGCCCUCUUCAAUCUACCUUCGUCUUGAGCAUCUCACUGUGUUCGCCACCUACAUGGAAGUAUCAUCUCACAAUUGAGAAUUACUUGACGGUCUUUCCAAAGAGCAUUACACGUUAUUGUGUCGCGAUCACGUGUAGGUUUGGCACUGCUUGUUGUCGCUGUGUUGCACUUGUCACGGUUGAAAUAACUUGUUGCGCUGUAACUCAUGCCGAAGCUGUCGUAAGGCAGUCCAAAAACCCCUUCUACACUAGUCAAUCAUUGCCACGCUUUCUCGUAAUCCUAGCUGGCUAGAUGGCGACGUUAGGACAAAAAAUAAGCGAGCUCUUCCCCUACGAAGGCGAGUCGGAACUAGCUCCUGGUCUCACUACUGUUGGUUUGACUGUCAGACCCUCGACGUCGUCCAACUUGCGCGUUAUCACUGGAAACGAGAUGAAUCAACACUCGAGCCUCGCUGUGUUCCGUGACACGACUAAUAUACAUUCUAAGGCCUCCGCUACUGCUUUGAUGACACCUAGUUCAGCCCACACAUUCGGUAUCCCAAACCCAACAAGCUCGAAGAGGCGAGCCCUCUCCAGCGUUUCAUACGACUCCGUUGACUCCUCACGACACUUACGAUACUCCCGUGAAGAGGAUGCGCUUAAGUCCGCCCUUCAAUCGUGUACUGCAGAACCCACAGACCGUGAACUGCAGAUACGAGCAAUUGAGAAAGCCAUAGCUCUUUUGAAGACUCAUGCCAUCGAUGCGCAAGAACGUGCAAAAAGAUUGCGAGCAGUGCUUUCUGACAGAGACCUGGAACCAGAAACGUAUCAGUCCCUUCAACGGGAACGUUGGAUCGAGGAGCAUCGAAGCAAGGCUAGAUCCGACGAAUCAAAGGCGCUCCUAGAAAUGGUCACCAAGCUGAAGGCAUCCACUGGCUCACUUAUUGACCCACCUGUCACAACCGGCUCCAAACUUUAUGCCAAUCUCUCGCAAUUCUUUAGUUAUUCUCCGACUAGAGUGUCACUCAGUAGCUCUUCACGCCGAAUAUGGGACGAUAGUAUCUUCCGUCAUAGAACUAUCAGUGAUGUACGUUCAUUAAGGCUUCGGAGCACCGCAGCUACCUCGGCACUCUCGAGUCCCGUUGGUCGCCGCAUUCGAUCGAAGUCCAUGGGCCGUAAGUACGCAGCUCCAGACAACCGGUCUGUUGACACGCCGUAUACGCGUGGCGCUGGUCGCUUCAAGGAGCUUUCCGGAGGUACGAUGCCGCGUGCUGCAACCACCACCAUGUCUGCGCAAGUAACCUCGCCGGCAGCCUUACUAUUCCAGGAUGCAGGUGUCGCUACGAUCUUCACAUCGGCGACACCGCGUUCGCGAGAGGAACUCACAGCCGAAGUAGAGCACGUCGAACUCCCGAGCUACGCGCAAGACUUAAUGGACGAGUUCGACGACAUUGACGGAGACAUCACUCUUCCCAAUCUUCCAUCGCAGAGUAGUACCAGAGCUCAACCUGUCCCUGUUGGGCAACCACCAUCACUACCACUGCCUACACUUACACCGAAGACGUCUCAUACUUGGUCAGCUCGACAUGAACGGUCGUCGUCACUCCCUCGUACAUCACUUGGGGAUACAAUUCGGGUCAAACCGGAUCCUCAUUUUCCCAUGCGCAAACCAAUUUCAAUGCUUUUCCCGAAAGCGACCAAAGACUCCCUUGAUUCGGACUCAAGACCAGGGUCAUCGUUGGCCGAUAACGAUGUUGGAGAUGGUUCACAGAUGCCCGUCGGUUCUGUCAAGAAUCGUUGGUCUAUGACGUCCACGUCUAUGAAGUCUCCCAGUAAGGUUUUCUCGAGGGUGAAGAACCGGUUUUCUAAGCUUGGUCGCAAGUAAUGGACUAUAUUCAUCGCACAUUACGUCUCACUUCGCUCUGUUAUCAUUGCAUCGUUCUUUCCACGUUGCUUCGUCGUACCCUUCGCAUUUUCAUGGGACAUUCUGAUUCAUUCACGUACCUACACAUUGGACAUGCUUUCUAGUCGUCACUUUAUGCAUUGCUUGUUUCGGAUGCUGUUGGCUUUCAUCAUGUCGUCAUGUCCUGUCUUGAUGCUGUUUUCUCCGAGUACUGUAAUGCAUCCUUCAUGGACUGUGACUAUCGUUGAUUGGUCUAUGUUUCGUGCUGAUCUCACU